Manis javanica (Malayan pangolin) is the source of this 1981-nucleotide messenger RNA. RefSeq names its product F-box protein 15 (gene FBXO15). The record is from RefSeq and is a predicted model, not a curated record. Gene Ontology annotation, molecular function: protein binding. NCBI's taxonomy places the organism in Eukaryota, Metazoa, Chordata, Mammalia, Pholidota, Manidae. Gene Ontology annotation, cellular component: SCF ubiquitin ligase complex.
UCCCUUUCCUAUUGCAAAUGUAAUCUGCGUUUCAGUCCCUUCCCAGGGAAACCAGAGAGGAGGGAAGUAAGAGGACAAGGUCGGCACAGCGCCACGCGGGGUCACAAGUUCCGAGCUGCCCAUUUACUGCGGGACUUCCCGGGCGCCAGGAAGACGGCCCGGGAAGAACCCGGCCCCUGGAAGUUCGCAGUAGCGGUGUUGACCCGGCGCAGUGCGGCAUCGUCUCGGCCCCGCCCCUGCGCACGCGCACCGGGAGCGCGCUGGCGUCGGUGCGCGUGUUGCGAACCGCGACUCCUCCGAGGCAGUCGCGCCGCCGGGGCGUUCCAGCCGGGUUUCCAUGGCGACUGGACGCGGCCGGCUAGUUCAGCAGCACUGCCGCGGCCUCCGGGCGCUGCGUUGGCCGCUCGGCGGCGGCGGCGCAGCCCCGGGGAGGGCCGGGUUCAGAAAGGAGCCAAGUGUCAAAGGUGCUGCAGGCAGAACUGCUCUGCAGCAAUAUGCCAGGUGGGAAAAGGACUGUGAGAAACCCCCCACUAACUGUUCCGUGUCCCUGGAUAGGAUGCCUCCGGAAAUCCUGCUGAAGAUCUUUUCCUACCUGGAUGCUGCGACCCUGCUUUGUGCUGGAUGUGUGAACAGGCGCUUCUAUCAUCUGGCCAAUGACAAUUUUAUUUGGAUCAGAAUCUACUCCACUGCCUUUUCGCCUAAAAGAUUUAAUUGGGAAGUUCAUUCAGUAGAGAAGACAGCUGUGUCUGUGAGCUUACUGUCAGUUGAGGAUAAAGAAGCUGGAUACUGGAAGAAAGAAUAUAUUACAAAACAAACAGUGUCUGUAAAAGCAGCACUAGCUGAGGUUCUCAGACCUGUCAACCCUUACACGGGCCUCCCAGCUAAAACCAAGGAGGCGCUCAGAAUAUCGGGUUUAGGUUGGGUAAUUAUACUGAAGGAGAAGAGUGGAAGAGAGCACGUCCUGAAGCACGUCGAUCUCUCCAUCAAUGACGCGUCAGCUACAGCCGUGUGGUAUGGCAAACACUGGCCACGACUGGCCGCUCUGUCAGGGCUAGAUCUGUGCGGGGUGAUGCCAGUUUUUAUGCACCGGCCUAAAACCCCCUCCAAAAAUGGACCUCGAUGGCAUUCAUUAAUGGCAGAGUACAAUCUGAGUGAUCUAACUGGAUCCACCAUGAUUGGCUGUGAUGGGCUCAUUCGGAUCUUCUGCCUCAACCCAGGCCUGCUGGUGGGGCUGUGGAAGAGGGAGGAAGAACUGGCUUUUGUUAUGGCAAAUCUUCAUUUCCAUCACCUUGUGGAGAGGAGCGCAUUAGGCUCGGCCACUGUUCCUUAUGAGCCGCCUCCUCAUAGCCCCCUUUUGGAUGACAACCCAGAAUAUGGACUGCAUGACUACCAACUCCAUGUUGAUAUGCACAGCAGUGGAAUUUCCUACCUGAGUGGCACAUUUCGCAGUCUCUGUACCAAGAAAGGGUACAUUGAAAAUGGAUAUGUGAAGCUUGUCGUCAUAAGUUUUAAAAAUAACACAGAACACAUACCCCUUAUUGGAAAACUUGGCCUUUUUUGGAGAACUGAUGUUUUUGAUGGCUAUAUAAAGAGUUGUUCCAUCCUGGACGUAACUCUCUUGGAUGAAUAUGGGAAGCCCUUUUGGUGUUUCAGUUCCCCGGUUUGCGUGAGGUCUCCCAGGUCCUCAGACAGCCCUGAUUUCCUGGGACAGACAUACAAUGUCAACUACAUGGACGCAGAAGGGAAAGUGUGUAUGGAGCUGGUGUGGAUCGAAGAGACCGAAGAAUACUUCGUUGUCAGCCUGGUUCUUUACCUGAGUGUAGCAAAAGUAAACCGUUGGUUUGGGACAAAGUACUAAAUAUUAGCAGUAGGUGGCAAAUUGUUGUUGCUCUUUGUUUAUUUUGAAAUAACCAGUUUUGUUCUUGGUGUUGGAAGUUAAAAAAUAAAACAGUAGUCUGAUGCUUUCUUAUUUCACAUCAGA